This is a messenger RNA of Musca domestica (house fly), 3561 nucleotides long. It is a transcript of the gene Nep5, whose product is annotated as endothelin-converting enzyme homolog. The transcript has 10 exons. Lineage: Eukaryota; Metazoa; Arthropoda; Insecta; Diptera; Muscidae. Gene Ontology annotation, biological process: protein processing. Gene Ontology annotation, cellular component: plasma membrane. Gene Ontology annotation, molecular function: metalloendopeptidase activity. Bases 396 to 3017 code for a protein of 873 amino acids. The record is from RefSeq and is a predicted model, not a curated record.
UUCUUGUGGUAACGUAAACGUGGCAAGGACAUAUCGGCAUUCGCUUUCAUUUUUUCGUUGUUGGCAUUCAUUACCUUCAACGUGUUACCAACCAACUGACGUCGACUUCUUCGUCAGUCAGGCACUUGAGCUGAAAGAAAUGAAAAUCGAAGACAAGAAAAUGUGAAGUGGCAAAAUGAAAAUAAACAAAAUUAAAAUAUGAAAUUAAGGCAAAAAAGUGAAAGAAAUAUGAAAUAGAAAAUAUGUGCCUUUGUGUUAAAAUUAAUAUAUUUCAAAAAUCUGUGUCGAAUUUCUAGCAUUUUAAUAAAUCAGAGUGCUUGUUUGUUGUUAAUUCUUCUGUGAAGUUGUGAAAGUGUUGCUAAACAUGAAAACAAAUCUCUAAGAACGACCUAAAUAUGGAUAGGACUUACAACACCAAUCGAAUUUGGACAACAAACAAUGGAUUUAUAAGGGACAUUCAAAGGCCAAGCUCAUCUGGCAAUUUAAGUGUUCACACUCCGGUUUCCGGUCACACUUCCACGCGAGCAUACAGUGGCAAUGGCAUUGCGGGGGACGAAGUCAGCCGUAACAAUAAUGGAACGAAAUCACCACCUGUUCUACACCACUAUCCGAACAAUAAUUUCGUAGGGGUUGAAUCACGAUUUCGUCGGAAAUAUUUUCACAAGACAAUAUUCAUAUUGCUCAUAAUACUCGUUGUAGUUUUAUUCAUUACAAUAAUAGUUUUAGCCGCUUUAUUGCACAAUCAAUCAAUUAGUACAAUCUGCCGGACAAAUGAGUGUCUCAGGACAUCGGCAAGCCUUAUAUACUCAAUGGACGAAGAGACUGAUCCCUGUGAGGACUUUUAUCAAUUUACAUGUGGUCGUUGGUCACAGGAGCAUCCGCGACCCGAAUCGGUGACCUCGAACGAUUGGUUUCGGGAGAGACAAGCGAAAAUUAUGCGCGAAUUAAGAGAUUUCCUAAAGAUGAAUGUUUCCACCAGCGAACCGGAAGCCGUUGGCAAGGCAAAGCUUAUGUACAAGGCCUGCAUGGAUAUGCAACAAUUGGAGGAACGAGAAAUGGAACCAUUGGUACAUUUCUUGAAAGAAUUUAAGCUGCCAUUAAUUCCUAGUGGGCUGAAUUUAACACUCUCGCCGGAGAGCGCCAAAAAAUACAAUACAAUUGAAAAAUUCAAUUGGCUGGAUUCCGUUGUUCUUAUAAAGAAAUAUUUGGGUAUGGAUUUGAUAAUUGGUUUCGACAUAUUUCCCGAUCCAUUGAAUCGAACCAUUAAUCGCAUUGCACUGGGAACACCGGAAACAGAUUCCGCGUUGCCCUUUAACAACGAUGAUGUCCAUAAGAUUCUGCACAAGGUACGCAAGAAGACAAUUUUCGGCUCAGAUGACGACGAUGAUGAUAUGGAUCUUGAAGGUCGCGAGGAAGAAGAAGCCGAAUCUACCAAAGAAACCAAUAGUGGGUUACGGGCAUAUGUGUCCUACGUUAAGAAGAUUAUGGAAGUCUACGUAUCUUACUUGGAUCCAGAUAUAACUCCGGGCGAGACUGAUGAAAGUACAGAGGCCAUGACAAUGGCAAUUGUUAAAGUAGCGCGAAAAAUCUAUAAGCUCAAAAGCAGUGCCGAAAAUGCCACACAAUCUUCAAAAAAUCCCAUCGAUGAUUUAGUCUACAUAUCCGUUAAAGACUUGCAAAAUCAAACAGACAAACUCUUGACACCCAAAUCACUGCCCAUUUGGGAACCAUACCUCCAGCAAAUGUUUGACAGCGUCUCGAAUGACACCAAAUUCAAUGUCUCUCAGCUUGAGAUAAUCACUAGCAAUGCGGACAUUCUCUACAUACAAACAAUAGCAGAAUAUUUGCUGGAAAUACCAACCUCUCAUCUCGAGUUCUAUUUGUGGCUGAGUGCGGUGGAAGAGCUUAUCCUACACACGACCAGUGAAAUGCGUCUGCUACAUGCCGAAUACAUGCGCCUGGUGAUUGGCACCGAAGGCAAUUCGCCGCGCUCCAUUUACUGUGCUCACGGCAUUAAUAGCCUCAUGGGCAUGGCGGUCAGCUAUGCAUUGGCAGAUGACGACUUCACGCGUCACAAAUUGCCAAACGUACGUCGUAUGCUGAACGAUAUACGAAGAUCGUUUAACAAUUUGAUACGUUCGACGACAUGGAUGGAUGGGCCAACGAAACACGAGACUUUGCAAAAGUCUGCGGAAAUGAAAAGUUUCAUUGGCUAUCCGGACUGGCUUACCAAUGCCACAGCGUUGGAUGAGUUCUACGAGGAUGUGCAUGUCAAUGCCUCAACUCAUCUCGAGAAUAUGGUUGGUGUUUUGCGUUGGCAAAUGCAAAUCAAGCUGAAUAAUCUGAAUGUUCCUGAACCCUUUGGAUGGGCCACAUCACCGUCGAAUGUCAAUGCAUUUCACACGUUUCAAGCGAACGCCAUAACGAUACCAAUUGCAAUAUUGCAAUAUCCUUUUUACGAUUUGGGACUGGAGGCCCUAAAUUAUGGUUCUAUAGGCACGAUAUUGGGACAUGAGUUGACCCAUGGUUUCGACGAUAGCGGUCGAAUGUUUGAUAAAAACGGCAACAUGGUGCAAUGGUGGUCAAAUGAAACAAUUAACGAAUAUAUAAAUCGAACUGAAUGUUUCAUAGAACAAUAUAGCCACUACUUUUUGGAGGACAUUGAAGAAUAUAUCGAUGGUGAAUUAACCCUGGGUGAGAACAUAGCCGACAAUGGUGGCAUGCGGGAAGCGUUUCAUGCCUAUCGUCUUUUUAUAAAAGAAAACGGCAAAGAGAGAAUGCGUCUACCCGGUUUAGAGCACUAUAGCCACGAACAGUUGUUUUUCAUCUCGUUUGGCAACUUAUGGUGUGAAGCCUAUACGCCGGCCGCAUCACGCUAUGCAGUUGAAGAUUCCCACUGCCCGGGAAGAUUUCGUUUAAAAGGCGUACUUUCAAACUCUCAGGAAUUUGCCGAUACUUUUCAGUGUCCGCCCGGUUCUGGAAUGAAUCCCAAAGGACAUAAGUGUCGAAUUUGGUAAAAGGGCCUUAUCUUGUGCGUACAGUGUGAUAUUUCCCAUUGACACAAUAUCACAAAUUGAACUAAGAGGAUUUGUACUAACGUUUUUAUGUGAGUGUCAUUCGUAUUUGUCUAUGACAUGUCAGUUGCAUUGUCAUCCCCGUUUCAAGAAAAAUACUUUAAUAUGCUGAAUAUUGUUGCAACUGGGUUCCAACGAGCACUUAACGUUAUAUACGCAUCAGUACAUUCACACUUUCUUCACCUCAUAAUAUGUGGAAAUACCGUAAUUGUGAUUUAGGGUCAUAUUUUUGGUUGUGUAUUCGUGAUUUUAAAAUACAAUAUUUAUUUCAGUAUCUGUGAGAACAUUUAAUCUAUAAAAAUACAUUAGAUUUGUUUCCAUAUGCAUAAGUUAUAAUAUAUUUGUAUAAUGAAAUAUCUGGUCAUUUUUAAGGAAAAUUUCUCAACCAAGUCGGUGUUGAUUUUAUGCACGAUGAAAAUUAUGGUUAUUCUGGUGACUUGUAAAUAGUAUAAUAAAUAUAAGAUUUCAUACAGGCAUAUCUAAGAAC